AUGGGUUUCAACACUGCUCUAGUGAAUAAAAUGGAGAACCUGUUUCUUGAUCAAAUCCCAGCGGUUGAUUUGAGUCGUUUCUCCCAAAACAGAAGCAACGACAGAUCAUCCCCCAAAAUUCCACCUUUGAAUGAAUUGCUACUGAUCAUGGACGUCAAAGAUUCCACCACCGCCUCCGCCACCGCCGCUCCUCCACAGUACCGCCGACCUCCUCGCCUUACAGACGAUUCCGACGACGUUAAACCGGGGAAUCCGCCACCUAUUACCGCUCAAAAGCCAGAACCUUUGUCCGAACCGAAACAUGAAAAGGAACAACAACACCAAUCCGCCAUUGCGGUUCCCUCUAAGGACCCUGAUGCCUUGGAUAGUGGUGGUGGAAUAAGCUUUGUGAGUGGAAGCAAAACUGCAAGAUUUAAGUAUGGGUAUGCCAGUUUCAAGGGUAAAAGAGCAUCAAUGGAGGAUUACUUUGAAACAACAAUAUCAGAAGUUGAUGGUCAAACAGUUGCCUUUUUUGGUGUUUUUGAUGGUCAUGGUGGUUCAAGAACAGCAGAAUAUCUUAAGAACAAUCUUUUCAAGAACCUAAGUGGUCAUCCAGGUUUUAUGAAAGACACAAAGACAGCCAUAGUUGAAGCAUUUAGAAGGACAGAUGCUGAUUACCUAAGUGGAGAAAAUCCACAGCAAAGAGAUGCUGGUUCUACUGCAUCAACUGCUGUAAUGGUUGGUGAUCGGAUUCUGGUAGCAAAUGUAGGAGAUUCAAGAGUUGUUGCUUCAAGGGCAGGAUCAGCUAUCCCUUUAUCAAAUGAUCAUAAGCCUGACAGAAGUGAUGAACGUGAGCGUAUUGAACAGGCUGGUGGCUUCAUCAUUUGGGCAGGAACAUGGCGUGUUGGUGGAGUUCUUGCUGUUUCUCGUGCCUUUGGAGACAAACUACUCAAGCCCUAUGUUGUAGCUGAACCAGAAAUUCAGGAGGAAUUAAUCGAUGGUGUAGAGUUUAUAAUUAUUGCAAGUGAUGGGCUUUGGAAUGUACUAUCAAAUAAGGAUGCUGUGGGUAUUGUGCAGGAAAUAAGUGAUGCAGAAGCCGCAUGUAGGAAACUUGUUCAAGAAUCAUAUGCAAGGGGCAGUUCUGACAAUAUUACUUGCAUUGUUGUACGUUUUGAGGACCAUUAAUAUAUAUAUAUAUAUACCUCAUGCUUGUUGUUGAUGUAAUAGUACUACAAAUCCCAGUUAAUUUGUUGUUGCAAGUUUGUAGCUAGUAAUCCUAAAUGGAAUUAAGCUUUUGUUUGUUCUAUGUUAUUUAAUGUUUAUAUAUAAUAGUGAAUGAUUUUAAUCAUCUGCCUGUUUGUUUUUUGGUGUUUAUUUAUAUGUAAAAAAGAAUUUUUCUGUGAUUUGGGUAUUAUUGUUGUUGUACAUGUAAAAUGGAUAAACACCAUUCUAGAGUCGCACAAUGUCAUGAUGGAAUUGGAUAAGCUUUGUAGGGUUGUUUUUAAUGAUUAAAAUAUGGAGAGGG
This is a messenger RNA of Lactuca saligna, 1504 nucleotides long. Lineage: Eukaryota; Viridiplantae; Streptophyta; Magnoliopsida; Asterales; Asteraceae. The record is from the annotation of a GenBank genome assembly.